Molecule: messenger RNA, 1290 nt
Organism: Penicillium angulare
Lineage: Eukaryota; Fungi; Ascomycota; Eurotiomycetes; Eurotiales; Aspergillaceae
Product: muramidase family protein
Exons: 5
Coding region: 1-1290 (429 amino acids)
Source: RefSeq, a predicted model, not a curated record
AUGAUAUCUAACAUUCGCCUCACACAUCUCCUCGUUGCUGCUGCGGCAACUACUGGUGUUGCUGCAAGUGGGCAUGGAUGGACAAAUGGCCCUACUGCAACUGGACCUACAGACGGAGACUUGACCACAAGCUGCGACUAUUUCGCCAAUGAUGUUGCGUCAGGAGAUACUUGUGAGAUGGUGGAAAAUUACUUCGGUAUCACUGAGACACAGUUUGAAAAUUGGAAUCCCGCGCUGAAAGACAGUUCGACAUGUACAUUGAUCACGGGGAGUAGCUAUUGCGUCUCAGGGCCUGACGGGGUAGCCACCUCGGCAGUAACAUCUGAUACGCCCGCUACUACCCUCACCAUUAGUGGAUCUGCUGCACCAGUCCAAACUGGUAUCACCAAGUCUUGUACCAAGUAUCACGAAGUAGUGAAUGGUGAUACGUGCUAUAGUAUCCAGGACCAGUACAUGGGCUUUACCCUAGAGCAGUUCUAUGCUUGGAAUCCUGCUAUCAGCACGGGAUGCAAAGGUCUGGUGGAAGGCGAUUAUGUCUGUGUGCGGAAACAUGGGACGGGAACUUCCACACCCGCCUCUUCCUCGGUCUCUUCCUUGCCUACUCAAUCAGGAGUCAUUUCAAAAUGCAACAAGUGGCACUACGUUUCCGGCAACGACACCUGCCAGUCGAUUCAAUCCGAGUACGAUCUUACUAAAGCUCAAUUUUAUGAUUGGAAUCCAGCUACCGGUGUCAAUUGUACCAACCUGUGGUUCAAGGUGGACGUCUGUGUUGGUGUUCCUGGAUUCACGCCAUCACCAGCCACUACAGCUACUGCUGUAACUGCUAGCACUACAACUGCUACAGGUACUGGAUCGAUACCGUCGCCAGUACAAAGCGGUAUUGCAUCCGAUUGCACAAAGUACUACAAGGUCGUGAAGGGCGAUAGCUGCCAGACUGUUGAGGAGAAAUACGAUAUUACCGCAGUCAACUUUCUUAAGUGGAACCCAGCUGUUGGUUCCAGCUGCUCCGAUCUUGAGGUUAACGUCUACUACUGUGUUGCUACUGCAACUGCUACCACUACAACGGCUACCACUACCACCGCUACCGGUACUGGAUCGACACCAUCACCAGUACAAAGCGGUAUUGCAACUGAUUGCAAAAAGUACUACAAGGUCGUGAAGGGCGAUAGCUGCCAAACUGUUGAGGAGGAAUACGAUAUCACCGCAGCUAACUUUCUUAAGUGGAACCCAGCUGUUGGUUCCAGCUGCACUGAUCUCGAGAUUAAUUUAUACUACUGCGUUGCAGUCUAG